GGCUUUGGCCGACGAGCGUCGUCGAGUCAGUGCGACUCGUGAUUUCCGUGCGAGCGCCGGCCUCGCGUACGUCGAGACGGUGGCGUGUCUUCUCGGCCGGUCUCUUCCUUCAACGAGAGACACGCGAUCAAAAAGGAGAAAGAAAAUUUCGAUCCAAAUAUAUAAGUACGAAAAUAGGAAAGAAUACCAAAACAAGCAACAAAUAAACAAAAAAAAAACAACAGAACGAAACAAAAAAAGAAAAAAAAAAAGAAAAGGAUUAUCGAGAACAGCAAUUCUUUCGUACGUCGAAUCGUGAUAUGAAUGGACCUAAAAAGGAUCAGGUGAUUCAGGUUGUAGGGAAAAUCUAUUGAUCUUGAUAAGAUUACAAAGGAUAGCUAGCUCUGAAUCGAUUGAUAAGGCUAAAGAAAACGGUUCAGUGAUCCUUUUCACACGGAUAGAGAAAGAGAGAGAGAGAGAGAAGCGCUUGUGCUGUCAGAGAAUUUAGAUCUAUAGAAAGAUCGUGGGUGGACGCUGGAAGCUCCUCUCGAUCGAUUCUCGGCGAAGAGACGCGUGGGUGGUAGGAUUAUCGUGUUAAUUGUUAGUGAUCACGAAGGGGCCAGUGAUCGCGAUGCUAACGUCCAUCGUCGAUUAUUAAUAAAAGCGAAAGGAUUUUCGUUAGCUUAUUCGCGAGUGAGGUUAAAGAGAGGUAGACAAGUAGAUUGAGAGGAGAAAAUUAAAAUAAAAAAAUAAAGAUAAAAAAUGCCUCGAUCCUUGACGGGACUCCGUCGAAUUGUGUACACUACGAGUUAACGCCUCGCGCGGUCUCCUCGUCGUUUUGAGACGACAUAAGGACUGUCUUUGGGAUGGUUACGUAAACGGGCGCCAAGCCGAAAGGUGAUUUCUCGUGAAAGAGGAGAAAGAAGAUUACCGAAAAGCGAAUUGGCCAAAAACGAACAAAAAAUCCACUCUCGUGGGAGCGCGUCCAAAAUACUUUCGUAAGAGAUUUACGAAAGUGUUUGACGUUCGUUGAAAAGAAAUAAAAAAAAAAAAAAAGAGAGAGAAAAAAGAAAGAAAGAAAGAAAGAAAGAAAGAAAAAGAAACGAGUUUCAUAGGAUCAAACGUGCUAGAAAAUUCUAGCUCGCGAUGAGAAGACGAGAAAUCGGUAUCGAGUACGAUCGAACGCGAGGCGGAAAAUCGUCGUCGUUCGUUGCUCGUCAACGUCGUCAAUAGAUACGUAUACGAGACAAUCGCUAUUAUCAGGUGUUUCAGCCUCGGCUCAGAGUCAAGAGCGAUAACCUCGCGAGUGUUGGCGAAUCGAAGUAAACACAGGAGAGAUCGAGAUUACGAUCGAUUUAUCGAUCGAUCGAUCUAUCGAUUGGCUCGAUUCUACCUCGAUGUCGAGAAAAGAUCUAUUCUCUUUAGGCGAGAAGUAGUAUCAAAGAAAAUUGACCGAGACUAAGAGAGAAUCUCGAGGAGAAAGGGUUUCGAAGGGAAGUCUGGAAGCCAUUGAUCGGAAGGAAACGUCGUAUAUCUUGGCAGUAAUGCGCACAAAUUAUGCGUCUUGCGGCUCCGUCGAGCGACGGCCACUGAGAAGAAGCACGGAGUUACGCGUUUACACUUACGGAUAAUCCAUUGGUUCUUUCUCUCUCUCUCUCUCUCUCUCUUUCUCUCUCUCUCUCCUCCUCUUUUUCUCUUCUUCCUCUGCAUCUUCCUUUUCCUCUCCCUCUUAUUUUCCUUUCUCUUUUUAUCCUCACGCUGCUUUUCAAGAUCUUCUUAUUAUUCUUCGUCCUUUAGCUUUAUCCUCCAUCUUUUUGGUUGCAACAGCAGACUUUCGCUCUCGCUCGAUCAUUAAGAACCUCCUCUCUUCUCCUCUCUUUUCUUCUCUUCCUCUUCUCUUCUCUCCUCUCCUCUUCUCUUCUCUUCUCUUCUCUUCUCUUCCCUUCUGUUCUCUUCGUUUCUUUCUCUUCUUCUCCUUCCUUUCUUCUUUCCCUCGGCCGUCCGUCCAAUCGAGCAAGACGUCGCUUCGAGCGCCGUUUAUUCGCGAAAUUCCACCUUCAACCCCAAGACGCCUCCGCGCCGAGUUCCUAUGACGCAUUCAAGUUCCUCCGCGAAGAUAUACCAUCGACGGCCACGGAUACUCCUUGGUCACUUCGUCUAGGCUCUUCGAUGAAGAAUAUAGUUCGUUACGAAACAAUCGAGUCGAAUAAAUUUAAUUGUGAUUGUGGUGUCUUCCUCCAAAGUCAAGUCGCAAGUCGACAGUGUGAACUAUAUACCAAGGCUGGAUUUUCAUACAAGUGUUCGACAUUAUUACCUCGCGAGAAACGUAUUAAUAGAAAGAGAAAAUCGGACCAACGAUAAGUGACCAGAGGAGGACGAGAAAAGGAAGAAUCCUUUUGGAAUAUAUUCUCGAAGGGCUGGGGUGCACCUACGACUCACGCCACGGAAUUUCUUCGUUCGCCCACCUUGAUCGGUGCGGUAGUCAUGUCACGGCCGAAUCGACACGGCGGAUCACGAGAAAUCGACGUGGAGGAGCCCGGAGAAACGGAUUAUCGGCCGGCCAUCCUUGGAUUUCGAACCGAGUGAAAUCGCACGCGAGAGAUCGCCGUUCGAUAAUAACAAUCGAGGAUCGAUACGCGAAUUCGAUCCACCAGUUUGGAACCUACGGCCUCCCCGCUGGCCUGGCCAGCUACUAUGCGAAUUGAAGCUCUCAGCGCCCUCGUCGCGGUGGUUUGGCUGACCGCAGUCCUGUGCCCGCGGCUUGCUGCCGCCAACCUCACUUUAUCCUUUUCCUCUCGUAGAUCCAGAGAGCAUCCCUUCAGAGGACAUAUCUCUCGCUGGACGGUGCCAUUAGAAGACACGAACAAGCGAAUGACGUACCGUGAGAUGCAGAUGGUUCUGCGCCAAGAGGGAGGCGAAGAUGGCCUCGCAGUCGAUUGUUGUCCGACGAUAGAGGAAAUGGUCGAGCCCGUUGGCGGCCGAAAUCGGCAAGAUAUGUACGUCGAGCUCUAUCGAGACGGCGAAAAUGCCCAGAGGUUCUUCGAGUACUCCUGCAGGCCAGACGUCCUCGAUAAGCCCUGCAGGUUCGUUGACCGGAAGCUUAGUAACCAGUCGAGAUGCGUGCAGAAAUUCUCAUACACCUACGCUAUCGUCGAGAAUCCUGGAACGAAGGGAGGCAACGAAGAACACAGGAGGCAUCAUCACAGGGAACACAGAUUUCCAACGUUUCCUGGGAACACAGUGAGCGGGUCAACGUGGACGUUGGACUACAUCAGGGUGAGGAGCGGCUGCAGCUGCGAGAUCAUGCCGAAGCCGAAAAAGAAGAAACCCAUGGCGACAAAGGCGAGAAAAGCGAAGAGCAAACUGCGCCAACAAAGAGAUCAAGACUCAGACUUUGAGACGUGAGACUCGUGUUUGGUCGAACUGCAAUAUGAAAGAAAAAAAGGUUACCAGUGGUCGGUUCGCUGAUCGCAGAAAAAAAAAGACGUUUUAACACGAGUAACGCCAUAUUUUCGAUGUUAUUCUGUUUAUGCAUAUACACAUAACAUCAUACUUCGUUUAAUAAUUUCGUAUUCGCUUAACCAUUGCAUAUUUAUUGAUAGUAAUUUACGUUGAAAUAUCGAGAAGGAAGUCGAUUCGUAUCUUUGUGCGAACAUAAACGAAAAGUGAAUUAAACGUAACGAUGUCGAAUGUGUUACAAUCGAGAUACGUUUUCUAACUCGAUACAUCGUCUACUUAAUUUAAUAUCUUAGUCGAUAAGAACGAUUAUUCUAUUUCUUAUUUUUCUCUUUCCUCCCUCUCUCUCUCUCUCUCUCUCUCUCUCUUUUUCUUUCUUUCUUUUUUUUUUAAAUUUAUAAAAUUGUAUCUACCUUUAAUUAAGAAACUAUCUGUAAGAAAAAAAUACGAUUAGUUAUAAAGUAUAAGCUAUUUGUGUUUCAUA
Messenger RNA from Vespula pensylvanica (western yellowjacket), 3919 nucleotides. RefSeq lists its product as uncharacterized. NCBI's taxonomy places the organism in Eukaryota, Metazoa, Arthropoda, Insecta, Hymenoptera, Vespidae. The transcript has 5 exons. Gene Ontology annotation, biological process: central nervous system formation; regulation of Toll signaling pathway; innate immune response. Gene Ontology annotation, cellular component: extracellular region. Bases 2674 to 3384 code for a protein of 236 amino acids. The record is from RefSeq and is a predicted model, not a curated record. Gene Ontology annotation, molecular function: growth factor activity; Toll binding.